AUGCAUGACCGAUUGUUUGAUUUAUCCAAUCAUUCAGUUACAAAGCAGCUUCUUCGAACAAAUAUUUGGUGGCUCAUAUUUAUCAUGGUGGCUUUUACGGAGGCGAACAAGUCAUUGCUCGAAGGCUUGAAUCUCCGGGCUAAGAAUAAUUAUAAAACUGUCGUUCCUUUGCUCGAAAGUGCUUCAAAGAUUAAAGAGAUGAGCAACCUCGAGGGUUCUUCAAGCCAAGUGAGGUUAGAAAUUGUGGAUGAAGAUGACAAUGAUUCCGCAAGUUUCAACGCCGAUGACAAUGAACCUCCCGAAAUUGAAGAAAAUACAAAAAUAGUGUGUUCUCCAAAUUUAAAGUAUGCUGCAGCUUGGGACUAUUUUAAAGAUAUAGUUUGUGUAUAUUCCAUCAAAGGACAGGGAGACCCAAAAUACAGAGCCUCAUUUACGUUCGAUAUACUCGAAACACUUCCGGAACCUGAUCCAGAAUUAAAUGGAUACUUCAUAGAUCUCCUUGAUAUAUCCGAUAAGAAUCACGUCAUUCUAAAUGCCUCAUUUAACGAUAAUACUGAAACCACAGAAGAGUUGGUUCUUGUCGAUGCGAAAAAUCCACAAAAUAUGAAAUGCCAUUUAUUAAAAACCCCCGGGGAUCAGGGAAAAUGGAUCGAAAGAUCUUUUAUCACAAACCAAAACUACGUAGAGUAUGUUAUUGUCAAAAGGAGUGGAGAUAUUGCUACCGGUUACUUAUUCACGGAAUUGGACUGGAAAUGUAAAAAUAUAUUCAGAGUUCCCGAUUUCAGUCCAUAUGAUUAUCUCAGAAUAAGUGCAGAUGGGAAGCUAUUCAUAUACCGUUAUGAUAUCCAUAUACUCACGCGAUGGGAUGUCAAAUCCUUAAAAUUUGAGAAAGAAUGGGCUUUAGAAUGGAGUUUCACUUCUCCGCGUGGCUUCAUUGUCGGAAACCAAGUUCUCAAUGAAAACGCCACUUUUUUGGCAAUUUGGGAUAAUAAAAAUAUUUACACGUGCUCUUUGGAAGAACAGCGUAUUGUAGCAUCAUUUUCCCCUGAAUAUGAUAUAAGAGAAUGUUACUUUCUUUCGUCAAACGUUGGGGUAUAUUUGUUUGUUGUAUGCUCUAAAAAUGAGUGGAGUCAUUCCUAUUAUUUGCUCGAUCCAUACACACUCGGCAAAAAAAUUGAUGCAAAAAUUUUGAUGGAAUCGUCUGAAGGUACUGAAAGAAAGGUUGACCCGGACUUUGUGCAAAAUGAAGUGAAAAGAAUGCUUGAAGAAAUCACGGAAGAGAGACGCGAGCGAGAAGAGCUUGAAAGAGAAAUAACAAAACAAGAACUCGAAAAUACGGAUUCUGAGAAUGUCACUGUUGAGUUAACGGAACCGUAUAUGUUAAGUAAUAAUAAGUAUUUUUAUGUCUACAAUAAUAAAUUGUGUGUUCGAGAGUUUGUUGAGAAAAAUUGGGCUAAUCAUGUGGGUACGCUUAAUGUAUACCCGAGAGGGGAAGAUGUAAAAUAUUUGCUACGGACUACACUACCAAAAACGUCCUCCGUUGAAGGACCGUUUAUCCACACUGAUAACAUUAUGGGGCGUUGGAGUAUAAAGUUUGAUUCUCAAUCUAUCAUUCUUGAGGCAAAAAGCGAUAAAAAAACAAUCAGAGGCCGCGACAUAUACAUGAUAGUUGAAGAUCCCAAAAAAGGAAGAAACGGGAGAAAGAUGACAAGGAAAGAUUCAUCUUAUCGAGAAGAUGAAUCAAAACAAGGACUGGCAGAAUAUGUCAAGAGCGUUCAAGUUUUGGAAAAUGAGGAUCUGCUGAUGAUCGCAACAAUAGGUAUAUUCAUUUGGACAGUUAAGGAUAUAAAAGUCGAAGAUGACUCGGAGAAAAUACGAUUACACUAUUUUUGGAGUUGGAAUCUCAAAAUUGAUGAAAAGGAUUUAAUGGAAAGAUAUUUACCCAUGCCAGACUUUACGUUUAUUAUUGAGAAUCUGCAAAAAUUCACAAAUGGAUCGGGGAAGGAAUCUCCUUUCUUUAAAGAAAUAAUUGACGACUACUUCGAGGAUCCGUUUAAAAUAGACCUUUACGGGAAAAACUUGUUGGAGCUGUUGUUUACAUUAGAGGACAACGAAUUAAUUGAAAAGCUCAUGGACUCUAUCAUCAAAUUAACUGUUGAUAAUAGCGAAGGAAAUUUUGUUUCAAACAUUAGAUUGCUAAAUCUCAUUGCCUGCAACUUUGUUCAUUUGUCAAAUCAGUAUCCUAACAUUACAAAUCGUGUUUUAUCUAAAGUAGCCUUUUUUGUACCCGGAGAUGAAAAUUCAUUCAGAAUUGUCAACCAUUACUCAACUUCCAGACAUCAUCAACAUCUUGACGCAUACCCCGAAAUUUCACCGAUUAAUAUUUUGACGCCGAUAAAACGCGUCUUCAACUAUUAUUUGUAUUGUUAUAAGAAAUUACGAUCGUUCCUCGCUAGCGUGUUCUCUCCCGAUGAAGGAAAAUUGACCAUCAAAUUGGUUUUUCCUUUUCCUAAUUUUGUCAGCUAUCCUACAGAAUAUAAUACCUAUUUGGAAUUAAUCUAUCCGAAGCACAGUCCUUUUACCGACUAUGACAAACCUCAUCUGUACAAAUGGUGGAACGGCGAAGCACUGCUAGAUUUUAAGUGGAAUAAAUACGGAAGAAAAUAUUAUCUGUCGAUUUGGGCAUUUUAUACUAUAUUUAUGGCAUCUUUUACAAUUUCUGCAACUUUGGAAAGCCAGCUCUCUUGGAAUAUGUUGAAAGCUCUCCUGAUUUCAACAAUAGUUACAGGAAUGAUUCUUCUUCUUUUUGAAAUCAGACAAUUUGCCUAUGAUAUGAGAAGAUAUGUCGCUAGUCCUUGGAAUUAUUUCGGUAAAUUAAAGAAGGCUGAUGUCAUCGAGCUAAAAGAUAUCAUCGUUUCCCUUCAAAACAACACAUACGGUGAUUUGAAUCCUCCGUAUAUUCCAGAAAGGUUGUUCAAAUUGAUUCACUAUAAAGAUUCACUCGAAAACGUCAAGCUUAUUAAUUUGCUUGAAGAGAUUGGAGAAAUCAAAGGAUUGAUACGGUCAAAUUCAAAAUCUGGUUAA
Messenger RNA from Acaulospora morrowiae, 3084 nucleotides. The record is from the annotation of a GenBank genome assembly. Lineage: Eukaryota; Fungi; Glomeromycota; Glomeromycetes; Diversisporales; Acaulosporaceae.